UCUGCAGAAAUCUGCCGUGUGAUAGGGCGGAGGAGCUGCCUGCCUGCAAGCAUAAAAACGCUGUUCAUUCACAGGUUCGGUGGUUAUUUUUAGGGGGAGGAGGUGACAGGCAGCAGACGCCUUCGCAAAUAUCCCCACAUCGCUUCGCUCCACCUUGAAUUAACGCAGGAUGUCGUCGCAAAGCCGUGCGUAAAGAGCUGCGCGCGGCGCCGCGGAAAAGAGACGUUUUACAGGCAAUUUCCUCCUCAUUUCUGCAGAAGAGAAAAUCCACUCCGCUCAUUGCAAACGACGCAGCCGGUGUUCCUGAUUCCCCCCAACGAACAGACCUGCGGUGGGUCGGGACAGGACGCGUUGUUGUUGUUGCUGUUUGGAGGAUACAUUUGGAGGGUUUAUUUUUUUGGGGAGCCCGGACAGGUGCAGAGCAGAGAGAGAGAGAGAGAGAGAGCAUCAGAUCCGCCCAGCAGAGAUGGCAAAGGCAGACCAGCGUUUCGGCCAGCGGGAUGGCUCCGACCAGAACUUUGACUACAUGUUCAAGCUGCUGAUCAUCGGCAACAGCAGCGUCGGGAAGACGUCCUUCCUGUUCCGCUACGCCGACGACUCCUUCAGCAACUCUUUCGUCAGCACCGUGGGCAUCGACUUCAAGGUGAAGACGGUGUAUCGCAACGACAAGAGGAUCAAGCUGCAGAUCUGGGACACAGCAGGGCAGGAGCGUUACCGCACCAUCACCACAGCCUACUACCGCGGCGCCAUGGGCUUCAUCCUCAUGUAUGACAUCACCAAUGAGGAGUCCUUCAACGCUGUCCAGGACUGGGCCACUCAGAUUAAGACGUACUCAUGGGACAACGCCCAGGUGAUCAUGGUGGGCAACAAGUGCGACAUGGACGAGGAGAGAGUCGUACCUCCAGAGAAAGGAAAACACCUCGCCGAACAGUUAGGCUUUGAGUACUACGAGGCGAGCGCCAAGGAGAACAUCAACGUGCGGCAGGUCUUCGAGCGCCUGGUGGACAUCAUCUGUGUGAAGAUGUCGGAGCGCGUGGACGUGGAGGCGCCGGCGGCUCCCGGCAUCAAGACCACCAGACUGACCGACAAGCCCGCCCAGCUACCUCAGAAGUGCUGCUGAUCGCCCGUCGCCGUUCACCCCUCUGCUGUCGCCUCGUCCGCUCCCCCAAGCGCUCGAGAAAAAGAAAAAAACAGAUUAACUAUUGUAACAUCCCUCAACACACUCUCUCUGCUUCAGUCCAUGUUUGUGAGCAGUCAAUAAUGCGAUUUCUGCUAACUAACAUUUAUAUAUCCAGUUUCAUCCCCUUCCCAUCCCCAAGUAUCCGAGGUCGGCCCUUACGUUGGCGGAGCAGUAAGGGUGGCAGUGUACUCCUGACAAAAUUUUAUUUGGCGUGUUUGAAGAGGUGCUAGAGCCGCUGUUGAUUAUAUCGCUGUGAGGAAAGCUUGCAUGCUAACUGCGACCGGUUUGACAUUCAAGCUGGACACAGGAGGUUAGAACGGCCUUUAGAGCUGGAAUUAUUAUUAUUAUUAUUAUGCUUCUGCAAAGAUACGUGUGAAUGUCUCUAAGCAGAUAAUGGUAACCGUGCUGUUGUGCCGCCCUGCACAUCAAACAAGCUAAUGAACUGAUCCUGUUGGGAAGAGGGUUCAAAACAGACAAAUUAACACAUGUCCCCGAAAACUUAAGUGCAACUCACAUCAGCGGGGCCAUGAAGCGUCAUUUGACAUGCAUCGAUUGACGUAAGGACAGCAGGUGCAAUAGCCGGGAUGAGUUUUUUAGCUUUUUUAUUUGCACAAAUAACAGGACACAAAAACAUAAUGCACUGAAGGAGUAAACAAGACUGUGCUGGUGAGCUUUAAAAACAGACAUCUCACCAAAAAUAGAAGAAAAACCCAAUAACAUAUAAAUGUAUCAAUGAAGAAAACAACAACACAUUAGCACAACAUACAGAAGAAGAUCCAGGGUGCAAAUGUAAUGAAAUGACUUUCCAAAGAGCUGAAGAGCACUGACGCUUGAAAAUAGGACGAAUACUGACGACCCGCAUCAAGAUGGCGCUGUUGCGUGCGCGUGACAGACAACGAUUGGUGUGUGUUUCGAGGCACGCCGUACGCCACUGGUGUGUUGCCUUAUGCUGCAGAUUGAGAAGCACGUUCCAAACUUAAACCUAAAGGAUACAGUAUAAAAAUAGGCCUCUAAUUAUAUGACAAAAACAGUAAUCGUGUUUGUGUAAAAGACGUUUGAGACGUACAUGUGGCUAGCUCGCGCACCUUGCCCCAAUCGUAGCUGAAUGGCGCGCUUCAUCUCGGUUGCACAACCAUAGAAAGACGCCAAAUGGGAUUUUGUUCGGAGUGUGCUGCUGAAAGGAGCUGGAAGCGGGGUCCACAGGUCAGCACAGCACUGCCUCGCCUCUCCGAGUGUAGCACAACGAGAAACGCCACAGCUGCUCACGUUCAAGUUUACAGGUCGCAGUCGUUCACCGAGUCAUCCGCCGAAACAUCAGAUAGGCUGCUUUUCAAAUAGCUAGUAAUAGUGAGUCCACAAUUAUGCCUAUAGCCCACUAACUGUUACCAGCCUUACUUUGUGCUGUUUUUGGCUUGAAAGACGCUUUAGGGCUACUCCACCAAUGCACAACUCCCAGGCAGGGCUGCAGCCGAAAUCAUCUGAAUCAAAGAGUUGACGGGAGCGGGUCGAGUCCAAGACCGACACAUGUCCAAAAACCUGUCUGACAUUAAAGUGUAAUGCUUCUCUGCAGUGUUUUUAACAGCAUAAAGCUAAACGGAGAGUGCCUCGUGAUGUUUAACAGGGUUAUUGUAGAUCAUCAGUGUUGGUAUUGCGUAGAAUUAUGAGACAAAUCAGUGUACAGUAUGUAGUGGGACAAUAAUAACAGCACUCGUGUUGCACUUUCCUUAACAAACUUUAAUACAGCGCUUGAACUGAUGUUAACACCAGAGUCCCAAGCAGGAUUAGACACAACCAGUCCCAGCUGUGAAAAUUAUAAUAUCAGUUUUAAUGCAAAUGAACAGCACAGAAAUCUACAGAAGCACAUUGUAUUUACCAAAGAAAGAAAUGGGCUUUUUUUUUGUAAUAAUAAUAAAAUAAAACUUUAUUUAUAGAGCACUUAUCUUCACAACAAGAGAAAUAAAACACCACAGUGAAAGAUGAAAUGUAAAGAAAUAAAAUACACAAAAGUAAUAAA
This is a messenger RNA of Siniperca chuatsi (mandarin fish), 3194 nucleotides long. RefSeq names its product RAB3B, member RAS oncogene family (gene rab3b). The coding region runs from base 467 to 1120 and encodes 217 amino acids. Gene Ontology annotation, biological process: regulation of exocytosis; protein localization to plasma membrane; protein secretion. The record is from RefSeq and is a predicted model, not a curated record. Gene Ontology annotation, cellular component: endosome; plasma membrane; synaptic vesicle. Gene Ontology annotation, molecular function: GTP binding; GTPase activity. NCBI's taxonomy places the organism in Eukaryota, Metazoa, Chordata, Actinopteri, Centrarchiformes, Sinipercidae. The transcript is spliced from 5 exons.